Ogataea angusta is the source of this 225-nucleotide messenger RNA. RefSeq lists its product as uncharacterized. The record is from RefSeq and is a predicted model, not a curated record. The transcript is spliced from 2 exons. Lineage: Eukaryota; Fungi; Ascomycota; Pichiomycetes; Pichiales; Pichiaceae. Bases 1 to 225 code for a protein of 74 amino acids.
AUGUCUGCCGAGAUUGGAGCAGCCAACACGCAAACGGCAUACGAAUUCUGCCAUAUGCACCGGCGCUAUGGAAACGGCAAUUGCCAAGCAGACAGAGCUACUAUAAUUAAUAACGUCUCGUUCCUUUGCACCGUGCUCUUGUCUGUGCACGGAUGUGCUGAAAAUUUUUCCCCACACGCUGCAAGUGCCGCCGGUAACGGAGCUCCAGAUCUCGAGCUAGCGUAG